AUGUUUGCGGGAGGGUACGCUGGUAGCCACCGGGGGGUUCCCGGCAGGCGCAAGCCCAAUUACUGUCCUCCUGAAAACCUGCAGAUCCCUAAACCGGCAGCGCCAAGCAGCACCGUUCGGAAGAGCAGCAGCAGUGACAGCGGCAAGAUGCUGUCUAUGUCAUACAGCGAAAGCAUCCGGAGCGGGAUCAACCGCUACCACUCGGACCAGGGGCUGAAUCAGCCACAACCCCGGCCCACAGACCAUGCUGAGCUGCAGAGACUCCGGGAACAGAGAGUCGCCGCUCAGAUUAAGAACAUGGAAGACUUCCUGAAGAUGAAUGGUCUUGCCAUGGAAGAGUGUGUGUCCUAUCAGACAGGCAUGAAGUACAGAAACCUCGGGAAGUCAGGCCUGCGGGUGUCCUGCCUCGGAUUAGGAACAUGGGUGACGUUCGGUGGACAGAUAACGGAUGAGAUGGCAGAGCAGCUGAUGACUCUGGCCUAUGAAAAUGGCAUCAAUCUGUUUGACACAGCGGAGGUCUACGCUGCUGGAAAGGCAGAGGUGGUGCUCGGGAACAUCAUAAAGAAGAAAGGAUGGAGACGUUCAACUCUAGUGAUAACAACGAAGAUCUUCUGGGGCGGAAAAGCGGAAACUGAAAGAGGUUUAUCCCGAAAACACAUUAUAGAAGGUUUAAAAGCAUCUCUAGAAAGACUGCAGUUAGACUACGUUGAUGUGGUUUUUGCGAACAGACCGGACCCUAAUACACCUAUGGAAGAAACGGUGCGAGCAAUGACCCAUGUGAUAAAUCAAGGCAUGGCCAUGUACUGGGGGACAUCCCGCUGGAGCCCAAUGGAGAUAAUGGAAGCCUAUUCUGUGGCACGACAGUUCAACCAGAUUCCUCCUAUCUGUGAGCAGGCUGAGUACCACAUGUUUCAGAGAGAGAAGGUGGAGGUGCAGCUACCUGAACUCUUCCAUAAGAUAGGUGUGGGGGCCAUGACGUGGUCACCACUGGCCUGCGGGAUCAUUUCAGGGAAAUAUGAUGGCAGGGUGCCUCCCUACUCUCGGGCCUCUCUGAAGGGUUACCAGUGGUUGAAGGACAAGAUCUUGAGCGAGGAGGGCCGGCGUCAGCAGGCGAAGUUGAAAGAGCUGCAGGCAAUCGCGGAGCGGCUGGGCUGCACUCUGCCCCAACUCGCCAUCGCGUGGUGCCUACGGAACGAGGGAGUGAGCUCUGUCCUUUUAGGGGCGUCCAACACCGACCAGCUGAUGGAGAACAUCGGAGCGAUACAGGUUCUUCCAAAGUUGUCAUCGUCCAUCACACACGAGGUGGACAGCAUCCUGGGGAACAAGCCGUACAGUAAAAAGGACUACCGUUCCUAACGUGCAGCACAGCCCCGCCCGGCAGGGCUGCACCCAUGCUGCAGCUGCAGCGCCCCACCUUUGCCUGAUCCUCUGUUUGCUUGAGCUUUUACUGAGUGAGACCCUGGCGCAUGAGUCUGGCCACACCAAGGCCACCCAGGGCAUCUCAUUUAGAGUUACAGGGAUAAGAUAAGAGAAGGGGGAAAAAAUAGUCACCUCCACAGGAAAUGAAGGGAUUCAGAAAGAAAGACAAAAGUGGAAGAGGGGUUAGGGAUAUGUGCUCAUACUUAAAUCAGUUAUUCAUUCAAUUCAGCUGAACAUAUUUUAAAACCUUAGAGAAAAAUACCUUUUUAAAAAAAAAUAAGCACACGCUUGCUUGGCAACCAGAUUUCUCUUCUUUUUUCUUUUUCUUUUUUGGUUUGCUUUUUUCUAAAACUGAAUGCAACUAAAAGGAAGAUUAAGUUCAUACUGUAUGAAUAUACAAGAACUACUCUGUUGCACAUGUACCAUAGCCAUGCAUUUCUUGGAUGUUCUGUUUACAAACACCUGUGUACUGUAUAAGUCCGUCAAGGUUUCUCUGAAAGAAAAACUGUUUGUGUUGUCUACAUUAUCAGUGUAUGA
Messenger RNA from Scomber scombrus (Atlantic mackerel), 1956 nucleotides. It is a transcript of the gene kcnab2a, whose product is annotated as potassium voltage-gated channel subfamily A regulatory beta subunit 2a. The transcript has 14 exons. Gene Ontology annotation, cellular component: juxtaparanode region of axon; membrane; voltage-gated potassium channel complex. Lineage: Eukaryota; Metazoa; Chordata; Actinopteri; Scombriformes; Scombridae. The coding region runs from base 1 to 1356 and encodes 451 amino acids. Gene Ontology annotation, biological process: potassium ion transport; regulation of action potential; regulation of potassium ion transmembrane transport. Gene Ontology annotation, molecular function: transmembrane transporter binding; voltage-gated potassium channel activity; potassium channel regulator activity. The record is from RefSeq and is a predicted model, not a curated record.